Messenger RNA from Rhincodon typus (whale shark), 601 nucleotides. RefSeq names its product hydrolethalus syndrome protein 1 homolog. Gene Ontology annotation, biological process: cilium assembly. The coding region runs from base 181 to 504 and encodes 107 amino acids. NCBI's taxonomy places the organism in Eukaryota, Metazoa, Chordata, Chondrichthyes, Orectolobiformes, Rhincodontidae. The transcript has 4 exons. The record is from RefSeq and is a predicted model, not a curated record. Gene Ontology annotation, cellular component: centriole; non-motile cilium.
GUCUGACUACACUGCCAAGUUAACGCAUCUCUUUGGCUUUUGUUUUUAACGGUCGUUGUUUGAACAGUUGGAAGGUUCCCGCGAUUCGGUCCGCGCGAGGAAACCGUUGGACAAGUGAGAGUCAGAGAAUCUUGAAAGGGUCCUGUCAGAGCUAGCUGCUAGUUGAUUUGGGGUAGAGCAAUGGCAGGACUGGAUUUUACAGACCAAGAUGUUCGAGAGCAGUUGGACUUGUUGGGCUAUCGCAACGUCCCAGAGCAUCAACUUCGAGAGUUCAGAAAAGAUCUGGAGGAACUGAUCAGGCAUGAACGUUCAAAGAGUCAAAGCUCCAGUAAAGCCAGUGAUACUGUGGAGUCAUAUGGUACUAUAACAUCAUCAAACUAUGUUUCACAGGUGAGAAAUGAUUCCUUACAUCAACACCUUGCAGCACCACAAAAUACAAUUCGACAUGAGUUCACCUCAGAAAAAGAGAAUCAGGUUGGUAUCGUUUUGUUUGCUGUGCCUUAAUAGAGAAAACAGUACAGAUACAGGAUGCAGCUCAAUGUUUAUAACAGAAUUUAGGCUGACUAUCUGAAUAUUAAAUUUAUAAGAAUAGGUUAAAAAA